GCUGCAGUGUUGUCUUCAGCUACAUGGUGUUUCCGUUGGCCAAAAACACGCUAAGUUGUCUCCCAGUUCAAAGCAGUCAGCACACCAAUGGCAAGAAAAGGACACCUGAAUCCCAUGACAAGCAUGGCAAUGCUAUUUUAGCUAGUGGAGCCCCUUUUUGUGUUGCUACACGGACAUAUACAGCAACACGAAUUGGAAUAGAAUGGAACCUGUCUCCUGUUGGCAGAGUCCACCCCAAAGGAAUGGAGAGAUUAGUAAUCCUCCCAGUUUUGAAUUAUUUCAAAACCAACUCAUAAUUGAUGGCAAGUAAAAGCACUGUGUAUCCAUUAAAAUAUGGCAUGAUUGGAGAAAUAAACUGCAUUUGAAACCUUAAAAAA
This is a messenger RNA of Pipistrellus kuhlii (Kuhl's pipistrelle), 377 nucleotides long. Its product is annotated as cytochrome c oxidase subunit 7B, mitochondrial-like. Gene Ontology annotation, biological process: mitochondrial electron transport, cytochrome c to oxygen. NCBI's taxonomy places the organism in Eukaryota, Metazoa, Chordata, Mammalia, Chiroptera, Vespertilionidae. The transcript has a single exon. The coding region runs from base 24 to 296 and encodes 90 amino acids. The record is from RefSeq and is a predicted model, not a curated record.